CACUUGUCUCAUUUCGCCUCAAGAACUCCACUUUGCUUGGCUGCUCAAACGUUGGCAGUUGAUCGAUCGAUUCUAUACUCAGUUCGUCCUUAUUUUUUGGCCCCCUUUUUCUUGAAUAUUCUAGCCAUCCGUACGUUUGGUGUCAAACGAUUCUCCGAACUUGAGAAACACAACACUUUCUACGACAAAGUUAUGGAGCUACUGUUAAGCCAUCGACCUUCCCUUCACGACAUCCACAACCAGCCGGUUGGCAAGUGUUCCCUAUCGCCAGCAAAGCUACCGGAUCGUGCACUGUGUACAUCGUCUCAACACUCGUCAGCCGGUUUAUCCCCAGACUCCUCUUUGGAUUCGUCCUACGAUUUUUCAUGUUUCGGCCUGCCCAGCAUGGACGCAGGGGAACUUGUGGCUACUGGCAGUCCUUGUGUUCUCGUUUCGCCAUUGCCCAAACACUGGCGCUCCAACAAAACGUUACCCAAUGCUUUUCGUGUGGUCAUCUUGGGGGGUGUUGAUGACGGAACGUUGGUCACCAUCCGAGCUGGUAACGACGAAAACUGGAGCUCGGAAUUGCGCAACUCGGUCGCUCAAGUCAAAAAUAACGUGGCGAAAUUCAACGAUCUUCGUUUUGUUGGCAGAUCUGGAAGAGGUAAAAGUUUUACGUUGACAAUCACAGUCUGCUCGACUCCGCCUCUGGUGGCAACUUACAACAAAGCCAUCAAAGUAACAGUGGACGGCCCCCGAGAGCCUCGCAGUAAAACUCGUCAUCAAUUGCAAGGCCUCGUAUUAGGGCCACACCAUCACCGACCUUUUCUUCCAUCAGCCUUCCCUCUUCCCCACGAUGCUCAUCUUGUUCUUCGAGGUCAAGAUCCGCUGACCUUACGAUUGCCUUCUUCGUAUCAAGGUUACUCUUCUGGUUAUGACACUGGACUAAACGUAGCUACCGAAGAACCUGCCUGGCCCUCCAACUACAUGAGCUCUCGCUACCCAAAGCUGGCAUUCAACGACAUUCUUACAGGCCCUUCAGCAGCCCAGGAAUCAAGUGCGUACGGAAAGAGAGACAGUCGGAUGAAUCCAUUCGGUCUCUUGCUACCCACCGAUGUAGGACACAUGGCCAAACCGUUCCCUCCGCUUCCAUUUGCCGACCGCACACCGAUGAGCAUUCAACAAUUGCUGAAAAAGGCCGACGACAUGACCAACUCUAAUAACCUUUUGCUUAGCAUUAACGCCACCCACUUUUCUGAAUCGCUCCUCUACCAUGGUGCCUCUGCUAAAAAUAAUGACGUUGAUGAGUCCGCAGAGAAAUCGAGCGCCACUUCGUUGUUAACCUUCCCAGCAGAAACGACUUCCACUUCGACGGGCCCUAAAUUGAAUGGUCGUAGUAAUCAAUCUGCGUCGGUAUGGCGACCUUACUAAGUGCACAUGCCUUUUCCGCGAAGAUUUCUGUUUUUUUUUUUAAUUUUUUAAACUUGAAUUUGCGGGUUUGCCCAUCGCCUUUGUACAUACUAGUCCGAUAUUUUAUGUGUCACCAAUUAUGCGUUAUUAAAAAUAAAAUACACUUUCUUUUAUUCUCGCAUA
Molecule: messenger RNA, 1572 nt
Organism: Daphnia magna
Lineage: Eukaryota; Metazoa; Arthropoda; Branchiopoda; Diplostraca; Daphniidae
Exons: 4
Coding region: 193-1410 (405 amino acids)
Biological process (GO): regulation of DNA-templated transcription
Cellular component (GO): nucleus
Molecular function (GO): ATP binding; RNA polymerase II cis-regulatory region sequence-specific DNA binding; DNA-binding transcription factor activity, RNA polymerase II-specific
Source: RefSeq, a predicted model, not a curated record